Molecule: messenger RNA, 2380 nt
Organism: Protopterus annectens (West African lungfish)
Lineage: Eukaryota; Metazoa; Chordata; Ceratodontiformes; Protopteridae
Product: stimulated by retinoic acid gene 6 protein-like
Exons: 18
Coding region: 221-2266 (681 amino acids)
Biological process (GO): vitamin A import into cell
Cellular component (GO): plasma membrane
Molecular function (GO): signaling receptor activity; retinol transmembrane transporter activity
Source: RefSeq, a predicted model, not a curated record
CUGCAAAGUUGUUGGCUUCAGAAAGAAAAGGAAGUGACAUUGUGAUUUUGUGUGACUAACAUUGAAAAUCUGUGUAAGAUUUACCUUCACUCACUGGUAUUCAUUUAUGAAACAGAAUCCUAGAGGCCUUCAUGUGGAGAAGCUUUUUUGAUAUGAGACGCAAGUAAAUUUGGAUAAGACUCAUGCUUUGUGGCUACACUAUUGAACAUAUCAUAAGAAGAUGGCUAACAUUGUCAGGGUUUCAGGAAACAAUGAAACCUGUAAAAGCCCCAUUGACAUGGAUCUCUUCUUGCAUUACUCUCUCAUACCAUCGGCAUUCAUCAUAUUGGUGCUUUCCUUCCUGCACAGAAGAAUCAACAAAAUGCGACUUGAUGAAAAAAUGGCUCUUCUCAACAGACGCUUUGGCCUGGUUAUGCCUUUGGAUUUUAUCGGAACUUUCAGUAACCGUUGGUCUUAUGGAUUUGCUUUUGGGGGGAUGGCAAAUAAAGUUAUGAUCUUGUUUUCAGAAGAAUAUUUGCCCUUUCAAGCACCAACGUGGGCUAAAGCUAUUGUGGUUCUAGUUGGUGCACUUGAAGUAGGUUUUUCUUACUACCCAAUAUUCGCCUGCCUGUCAACUGGCUUCAAACUUGUUGGAUCAGUAUUAGGAUUUUUAUACACCCUGACUUGGUUCAUACUCUCUGUUUGGGAUAUUGCAAGUUGUCCAAAUGGAGAGAUAAUUGGUGACUAUCAGAAGCUCAUUAUCAACUGGCCUUCAUUGUUAUGCCUUGCUUUCCUGAUGGCACGCUUUGUCCACAUAUUUGUAAAAGCUUUGUCAGUGCAUUUAGGAUUAGUGGCAGGAACAACAGAAGCAAGCACUUUCUUACAGGAGCAUCAAACGCAACAUGUUCUGCAGCUGCUAAAGAAAGUCAUUAACAAAAAUAAGCAAAAGUCCUGGUUCCAACUCAAAAUAUAUGACUGGGAUCCACAUUUUAAGUAUCCAAGCCGAAUGGUUGGCACUGCAGUCUUAGCACUGAUCUGUCUCUACAUCUUUGUAGUUGUUGAAUACUACUCAGUCAUGAAUUAUGCUUUCAGUGUCUUAAAUCUGCUUAAAGAAGAAUUUGAGAAGUUGAUGAGUUUCUCCAAUGACACACAACAGUACUUACCUUCAAUUGUUCAGAUGGAAGAAUUUGUUAGUGUCGCACAAACCACCUGGACAAUUACAACCUUUCUUUCUUGUGGCACUUCCGUCAGCUAUGUAAUCCACAUUUUGGUCUGUUACAGAAAACACAUCAAGAGGUUAUGGGUUGGAGAAAGAAGUUUUUUGGCUGUAAAAUUUCAGACACCCAAGUCUUCUGAAAGUGUGGCUGCCAUAGCAAGAUACUCUGGCUGGCAGAUUGCAUACAUUAUGUGGGGUUAUUUCAUAAUGCACAUUGUCCAGUUCCUCUUUGGGUUGUUUGUUGCGUACAGUUUUGCUCUUCCAAUCAAGCAUGGACAGGGGUUACAGAUGUUGAAAGGAUAUGGAAUUGGUGUCCUCACCAUUGGAAUUGUGAUCGCACUUAUGAUAAUACAAGUUAUGAUGGCUUCCACAUUCUUCCUUCAAAAAAAGAUAUCACCUGAAGACAAGGGAAAACCACUGGCACUGAACAACAGGAAAGCAUUCCAUACCUUCAAUUAUUUCUUCUUCUUUUACAAUGUGAUCCUGGGUAUAGGGGCCUGCUUGUUUCGACUACUCUGUAGUUUUGUCCUGGGGACAUGGCUGGUUGCUCGAAUUGACCGGACAAUCAUGCAAAAGGGACAUGAGUCACCAGACAUGGGAUAUGCCACAUGGGUUGGCAUGAUAUUUGUCGAUCAUUACCACACCAACCCUGUCCUUGUCUGCUUUUGUCAUAUUCUGUUGAAAAGUCAUUAUGAAAGAAAACUGCAGAUUUAUCCAGAGUAUUCAUUCUUUCCAAGAUCCUCAGGAACCUCAAGAGUAUCUCCAAGAGCUCGCACCAGAUGGCUAUUACUCUACACUCUCUUAAAUAACCCUAAACUGAUCCUUCUGCGGAAACAGCAAUCCGAGUGUAACUCCAGAGAGAUAGAGCCUCAUGGAAUGGCACGUGACAAGCUAGCACUGGCUUAUGUAUUUGCUGCUAACUGGGAAAAUAUUUGUGAGACACCUCAUGAAGCACAUUGUGUGAACCUCAGUCAGGUCAGAGUGAGGGUAUCCCAUGAUGCUGAGAAUGAAUCAGGGGAUAAGAUGCAGACCAUAGCUGAUGCUGUGGAUUCUGAUACUGGAAGUAUCUAACUGCACUUUGAACUGAACGCCUUAUCACUUAUUUGUUAUAUAUAAUGAUGGGAUCCGGACACAUGCUCGACUAGCAUAUGUCCGAAUCACAAAACAUUGAACACACAUACACGA